AUGUAUUCUCCUCUUCCCUGUCUCCAGACGCGGAGGCUGACGAAGGUGGAGCGCCAGCGUUUCAGUGAGGAGGUGGAGAUGCUGAAGGGGCUGCAGCACCCCAAUAUCGUCCGCUUCUACGACUCCUGGAAGGACAACUGCAAGGGCCACAAGUGCAUCCUUCUUGUCACCGAGCUCAUGACGUCAGGCACCCUCAAGACGUGAGUUAAAGGGAUACCAUUUUUAUGUAUCUGAAUCCAGUAUGAAGGAAGUUAGAGGUAGUUUCACAAGCCAAUGCUAACUAGCUUAGCACAAAGACUGAAAGUAUGCUAGCUGUACCCGAAGACUUAAGCUGUGUUCGAAUACUUAUACUAACCGCAUUAACAGUACUAUUUGUGACGUAAAUUGAGUAUGUAGUAUGCUUAUUGAUCAUAGUAUGGAUAUAGUUAGUAUGCCAAAAGUUCCCAGAUGUCGUACUACAGUCGCCAAAAUAUGAAGUAUACAAGCAGUGGACACUAUUUCAGUGCUUUUAGGGCCCAUAAUGCAAUUCUUCCGAAAAUGGGUGUGGCUUCAACAUUUUCAGAUUUGAAGAAAAUGGCGGAAAAUAUGCAGCUGAAGUCCGACGAGAGCGGAUUCAAAUUCAUUGCUUUAACUAAUUAUGACAAAUGUUAAGAAAAUGUUGAGCAAUGUAAUAAAGUAAUGACUUUUCAAAUAAGUUACGUUACACGUUAUGUUGGCUGACAAUUUAUUUCUUACUCUAUCCUUAUAAACCGCAUAGCAUAUCAUUACAGCAGAAUGUACCGGUAUGUUAGCUAGCUACCUAACGUUAGUUGGCUGCUAAUACAUCAAACUUGCCAGUGUAUGAACUAUAUGCUAUCUAACUACCCAACGUUUAUUGACUUGAUUAUUCACGUCAUUCUUAGCUAAGUGGUAUAGUCGUUGUGCAUUCUCAAUGGACAUUGUGAAUUCGGGUGCGUUCGUAAAUUCGCUCUGGCUAUCUACUCCGAUUUCAGAGCACUCUCGUCUUAGUGUGCCAGAGCGCAGAAUAACUGUUUAAUUUAUGAACGCUCAACACCCGUUGAAUAUGGCCGGUGUCAGUAAACGUCGGCAAAAAAGCGUCAUUAAAUUGUUGCCAGCUGCACAGUUACAGUCACCAACGUUCUGGAUAACAUGAAAACAGCCUAACCAGCUUUGUUAGGGCGAGUAAAAUAGUCAGAGUGCAGUGUUCUCUUAUUUGUGUCUGGAAGUAGCUAGCAAGCUAGCCAAUUUUAGCCAGUUAGCUUGGGUGCUUGACUGCCGUUGUGAGGUCAGAACGCUCGGAUCAACCCUACUCCUCGGCCAGAGCGGGCAGUGUGCGCUCUGAACGGUCUGAAUUUACGAACAGACAAUCUGACAAUGCUCUGAAUUUACGAACGCCCACGCACUCUGGCACUCCAGAUUGAAUUUACGAACACACCCGAAGUCGUAAGAUGUCUAGCUAGCAAUUUGUUAUGCUAACAAGCUAGCAAGAGGUUGCAUAGCAACAGCAUCAACUUCCGGUAGACAGGCGAAGCACUAGUACGCUCAACUGAAAGGAUACCUUUCGUUUACAGUAUACUAAAAUGAACUAAUAGUAUAUAGUAUGUAGUAUAUACUCAUUAAGUAUGUAGUACACAGUAUGUUAAUAUGGGUAUUCGAACACAGCUUUAGUCUUUGUGCUUAGCAUUGGCUCACGAAACUACCUUUAACUUCCUUCAUACUGGACGCAGAUACAUAAAAAGGGUAUCCACGAGUUCAUCUAAGUCUACCCCCACUCCCUGAGUAAUAAGCAGAUGGGGAAAAGCAUGUGCCAUUUUCCUACGUCAUCUCCUUGUAAAAGGGUGUGCAAAAGACUCAAAAGCAGAUAUGCUUUCCGUCUGUGUUUUCUGUUCAUGUUAGUGUAUCUACUCUAUUGGCUAACCUUGGUAGAAAUGGAGUGUCACUCUCAAUUUGAGCAUGACAGGAGAAAAUUGGUUCCAGAGACAGAGGGAAUGGAAAAGGCUACCUCAUCCUCAGGCUCUCAGAUUCAGUGUGAGCACCCCUGGACCACGGUGCUCUGUAACUUAGUAACACUUGUUGCUUACACUGUUGUACCCCAUGGUUCCAAUCACUCAGUUGCUUGGACAACAGGGUUGUGGGUUUGAGUCCUGCAUGGGCCACACAUACAGUACUCUUAUCAGCCUCACCCUGCAGGUACCUGAAGAGGUUCAAGGAGAUGAAGCUGAAGCUGCUGCAGCGCUGGAGCCACCAGAUCCUGAAGGGCCUCCACUUCCUCCACACCCGCACCCCGCCCAUCAUCCACAGGGACCUCAAGUGUGACAACAUCUUCAUCACCGGCCCCACAGGCUCCGUCAAGAUCGGCGAUCUGGGCCUGGCCACACUAAAGAGUGCGUCGUUCGCCAAGAGUGUCAUUGGUGAGUCUCCCAACUACCCACAGCCACAGCCACUUCAGCUGAAACUGACGCUCAGCAUGAUGGGGUGCAUCAGGGCUCUAUUCUAGACCCUGUGAAUAUUGAAUAUUUUUAAAGCGUUCUGUCCCUGCUACUAAUGAAGGUUUUAGAGUGAGACCUACGUAAUAGCUGAAACCUCAUAGAGGAUGUUAAAACUUUUUGCCACCUACAACACUUACUAUUUGCUCAGGGAGUUUUUUAAAUUUAUUUUUUACAAAAAACUACAGAGAUACAGUAUUGUGUGAAACGGUUAUUCAAUAUUUCAAUGAAUAAAUAAUUCUCAAUUGCUUCCAGUGGCAAUCACUCAGUGUCAAACAGAGUCCCAGUCCCACUGCUAUCUGUGUGCUGCUGUCCCUUCAGUGUGGUGUGACCUUAAACUGGAGCAACUGUAAAUAAAGGCUGCAAUGCCAUGUUUUAGGCUGGCCGCUGUUUAUUUAUGUGGCUAUGUGUUUAUAUUUAUACUGCCAUAGUGCAUGAUGGCUAUUCUUUGUAGUGACGUCAGCACAACUGCCCAAAAUGUUCUAAUCUAUCUCACUGCUAUCACAGUGUUUGGUCUCAGUGACUGUUUAAUGGUGUGGGUCAUCUAAGUCCCAUUUGGAAACCUUCAAACCUGCAGACGUUUAACAUUUGUUUUACAUUAUCACGCUCAAAUAAGAUUUGGUGUUGUAUCAAUAAAUACCUUAUCUUUUGAUUACCUCCUGCAUUGUUUCAGUACCGCAUGGAUAAUGUUUUUUCCAUUUUAAUACACUUGUACUGUAAAUGAAUACCAGAACAGUUCGUUGCCAAUACACAUUUUCCCUACUGUAUUACAAGGCACACAGUUGGAUACUUGUUCCAAAGUGGUCAGAAUGAGAAUGCAUAAGGCCACUGUAUUGUGAAGUGUAACUGCAGUUGUCAGUGAAGUAGGAUAACAUUUUGCUCCAUUCUCAUAACCACUGUACCAUUAUACUCCCCCCCCCCCUCCCCUCUCCGUAGGGACUCCUGAAUUCAUGGCUCCAGAGAUGUAUGAGGAGAGGUAUGAUGAGGCGGUGGACGUCUAUGCCUUUGGGAUGUGCAUGCUGGAGAUGACCACGUCUGAGUACCCCUACUCUGAGUGCCAGAACGCUGCCCAGAUCUACCGUAAAGUCACCAGCGUGAGUGGUGGAUUUCUCUGUCUCUGGUGGAUUCUGUGUUUCCAGUCCAUGUUGUUCAGUUUGUCUGUUGUUUCGCUAGAUGUCGCUCAGAUCUGA
Messenger RNA from Coregonus sp. 'balchen', 3676 nucleotides. The record is from the annotation of a GenBank genome assembly. Lineage: Eukaryota; Metazoa; Chordata; Actinopteri; Salmoniformes; Salmonidae.